AAAACACCCUUAUAACACCUGUCUUCCUAGGGUUUUUGUUUCUCUUAUUGCAGUCAGGGUGAGAAUUGAGACCCUAGCAGCAGCCGCUUCCUCUCCCUUGCUUGAUAUCUAGCUCCUUCAGUAUGGAUAGUCAAAUUAAGCAUGCAGUGGUAGUGAAAAUUAUGGGAAGGACUGGAUCUCGUGGACAGGUCACUCAGGUUAGAGUCAAGUUUAUUGAUGACCAGAACCGUUUCAUCAUGAGGAACGUCAAGGGACCAGUCAGAGAAGGUGACAUUCUUACCUUGCUUGAGUCUGAGAGAGAAGCUAGGAGACUCCGUUGAUGGGCAUGUUACUGCUUGUCCACAAGAUUCUCAUCCUGGUUUUGGUGGUCAUCAAUCAGGACUAUUUUGUUAUGUAGUCGCUAGUGAGUGCUAAUGGGUUUUGUUUACGGUAUUAUCAAGACUUGGAUUCCAGAUUUAUGAACUGCAUGUAAGAAUGCUUUGAAUUUUUUAAAAUUUGGUUUGAACCCACGAGUCUUGUUUAA
Messenger RNA from Populus nigra (black poplar), 523 nucleotides. Its product is annotated as small ribosomal subunit protein eS28x. Gene Ontology annotation, cellular component: cytosolic small ribosomal subunit; ribosome. Gene Ontology annotation, biological process: maturation of SSU-rRNA; ribosomal small subunit assembly; translation. Bases 123 to 320 code for a protein of 65 amino acids. NCBI's taxonomy places the organism in Eukaryota, Viridiplantae, Streptophyta, Magnoliopsida, Malpighiales, Salicaceae. The record is from RefSeq and is a predicted model, not a curated record. The transcript is spliced from 2 exons. Gene Ontology annotation, molecular function: structural constituent of ribosome.